CUUAUUUAAAUGUUCUCUUGAUUUCGCAUAAACUCAGUAAAUAACAUAGGGUCUUUCAUUAUAUUCACUUGCCUAAAUAUUGAGUAGAUAUUUUUAUUUUUAUUUUAUAAUUAUGACAACUUAUACUGACAAAGGACCAAAGCCUCUAGGAGGUAAAUUCUUAGCCUUUGAUCAUCUCAAAUUCUGGGUAGGGAAUGCAAAACAAGCUGCAAGCUUUUAUUGCGCCAGAUUUGGUUUUGAACCUCUAGGAUAUCGUGGAUUAGAAACAGGCUCACGAAAAAUAGCUUCUCAUGCCGUUAAACAAAAUAAAAUUAUUUUUGUAUUCGAAUCAGCAUAUGAACCUGAUGAUAAGGAAAUGGCUACGCAUCUUGGAAAGCAUGGGGAUGGAGUUAGAGAUAUAGCUUUCAGUGUAGAAGAUAUUGAAACAAUAGUACGCAUUGCAAGACAAAAGGGAGCUAAAGUUAUUAAAGAUAUUUGGGAAGAAAAAGACAACAAUGGUGUCAUUAAAAUGGCAACUGUCAAAACGUUUGGCGACACCUUACAUACUUUCGUAGACAGAACUAAAUAUAAUGGAGCAUUUCUUCCAGGGUUUAUUGACGUUCCUCCAGAUCCUCUUUCCAAAUUAUUACCUCCAACUAAACUAGAUUUCGUAGAUCAUUGCGUUGGCAAUCAACCUGAUCAGCAAAUGGAACCAGUAGCAAAAUGGUAUGAACAAUCUCUUCAAUUUCACAGAUUCUGGUCUGUUGAUGACACUCAGCUACACACUGAAUUUUCCGCACUUCGUUCAAUUGUGAUGACCAACUGGGAAGAAACCGUAAAGAUUCCAAUUAAUGAACCAGCACCUGCAAAAAAACGUUCACAAAUUCAAGAAUUCGUUGAAUAUUACGGUGGACCUGGAAUUCAACAUAUUGCUUUAAAUACAACUGAUAUAAUCACCUCUGUUGAAAAUCUUCGAAGUAGAGGUGUUGAAUUUCUCCAAGUUCCUGAUAGUUAUUAUGAUAUGUUGAGAAAAAAGCUGCAAUCUAGUAAUACCAAAGUGAUUGAAGACAUGGCUAUUCUUCAAAAGCUUAAAAUUCUCAUUGAUUAUGAUGAAAAUGGAUAUCUUCUUCAAAUUUUUACAAAAAACGUUGAAGAUAGACCUACACUUUUUAUUGAAGUUAUUCAACGUAGGAAUCACAAUGGAUUUGGUGCUGGAAAUUUCCAAGCAUUAUUCGAAGCUAUUGAAAUGGAGCAAGCAAAACGCGGAAAUUUAUAAAUUUAAUCAAUAUUGUACGUUACAACAUGAUUAAGAAUAAUCAUUGCUCCUAUGAACUUUUUUAUCGUUAUUACUAAUAAUUAAUACGAAGCAUAAUGCAAACAAAUAAUUUGCAUGCCUUAUAUUUAACAUCUAACCAUUAAAUUACAAAAAUACAUAGCAUCAAGUGAGUUGUAAAACAGUUUACUUAUAAAAAUUUGGAAUAAAUUGUAAAACAUUUCAUAAAUUUAGUUUAAUCUGAACAGAAAGGCAUUCUAAAGUUUUGGUUGGUUUUUUUUUUAACAAAUAUUGUUAAUCCUUUCUUCCAAAAGGAAUUUUAAUUUUCAAUUAAAAUUAUAUUUUAAUUGAUAAAGGUUGCAAGCUAUUUUUUAAUUGCGCUUUAUUCGUAAACUUUAUAAGCAUUAUUUUAUUAUUAUUAUUAUUAUUAUUUUAUUCGUAUAAAAACUUUAUCUAAAGAGAUAUGAAACGAAUUAAUGAGGAAAAAAUAUAACGAUAAAGCAAAAUUAAAGUAUAUCAAGAGAAGAAGAAUAAAACGACGGGAGAACAAGA
Molecule: messenger RNA, 1804 nt
Organism: Chelonus insularis
Lineage: Eukaryota; Metazoa; Arthropoda; Insecta; Hymenoptera; Braconidae
Gene: Hpd
Product: 4-hydroxyphenylpyruvate dioxygenase
Exons: 7
Coding region: 113-1255 (380 amino acids)
Biological process (GO): L-tyrosine catabolic process
Cellular component (GO): Golgi membrane; endoplasmic reticulum membrane
Molecular function (GO): 4-hydroxyphenylpyruvate dioxygenase activity
Source: RefSeq, a predicted model, not a curated record